Chelonia mydas (Green sea turtle) is the source of this 3324-nucleotide messenger RNA. RefSeq lists its product as uncharacterized. The record is from RefSeq and is a predicted model, not a curated record. NCBI's taxonomy places the organism in Eukaryota, Metazoa, Chordata, Testudines, Cheloniidae. Gene Ontology annotation, cellular component: endoplasmic reticulum. The coding region runs from base 2202 to 3053 and encodes 283 amino acids. The transcript is spliced from 4 exons.
CUCAAAAUGAUUUUUUUUUUUUUUACUUUUUGAUUUGAUAAAAAUGCUUUAAAAAUUCAGUUCUAGAUUGACCCAAAAAGAUGUUGUUGUUUUUUCUGAUUUUUCGGACGUGCCAGAGAACCAAAAAAUGUUUUAUUCACACAGUUCUCCCUCUGCUUAAGUCUUCUGUAGCAAAAUGCCAUGCUUCUGCUUUUCACUGCUUCAUUGUGGCUGCCUUCCUCAACGUGUUUAACUCUUUGGGCGCUGUUCCCUUUCUGUCUCUGCUCUCUUUCAUUGUUGUUGCUCCCUUCUACUCUCUCUGCUAGCCACCAUGAGCACACCCACCCACCCCCAUUUAUCUCACUUGUAACCUCCAUCCUUGCUCCAUUGUGUAACAGCAGUUUUGAGAGAUCUUGCUUGUGAAAGUGAAUUAACAAGAGAGCAUUACAGAGAAGGUUCUCUGCCCUGAGGGUAAUCUUUAAUUAUGUGUGUAGAGCCUGAUUCUUGGAUCUGCUCCAGCAGCUUUGCAUUACUCUCGCAUCACACUGUUGCCAUUACUAGCUCUCAGAAGGUCCCCCUGGUGAAAAGGGAACCCCAGGUGGCAAGGAGACACACCCACAUCUGUGUAGAGGGUGUUCCUGGGAGAAAGGAAAUGUGUCUGGGACAUCCCUUCAUCUACAUAGUCACUGGCUGCUAGAACAGCCACUUGGGUCUGAACAGCUGUAUAUAACUUAGAAGAGCUCUGAGCCUGCCCUAAAUUAGGCCAGGGACCAAACCGGCCCCUUGCUGGUUCCAUUAUUUGGAGAAUGCAAAGAUGGCAUAGAACCACCUCUCCCCACAAUCCACUCCAGCUGCACCAAGACCAGGCCUACAAACUUGCAUCAGUAUAACUACAUCACUCAGGGGUGUGCAAAAUCCAUUCCACUGAGCAACGCAGUUAUAGCAACCUAAACCCAGGUGUAAACAGUGCUGUGUGGAUGGGAGCGCUUCUCCCAUCAACAUAGUUACCACCUCUUGGGGAGGUGGACUAACUACGCCAACAGGAGAAGCUCUCACGUCAGUGUAGUAGCGUCUUCACUGAAGCACUAUAGCAGUGCAACUGUACCAGUGCAGCUGUGCCGCUGCGGCAUUUUAAGUGUAUGCCCCAAGUGUAUCUUGGCCAUAUCUGAUAUUCUAAUCCAUAGUAACUACAUAGUGUAGUAAUGUAUAUGUCAGAAAUGUGUGUGGAUGGCUAGAUAGACUAACAGCUUGUCUUUGUCUGGCAAAUUGGGAGGAAUUAUGGAACUGAAUUACUUUUCUCAUCAAUGUAGGAAAUGGGGCAAUGCACUCAUGCCCUCUGGCAUCAUGGUGACAAGCUACUCUGGGCAGGUUUAUUAGAUGCAAUUGGAUUGAUUGAUCUGCUAUUUUAUUUAGGUAAUUACAUCUUCAGUUCUAGCUUCCUUUUGCUUUCAAACAUUUAACACAUUUACACAAAUUUACACAAAUUUUAUACGCUUACACAAAUCCACUGGUUCAAAUCCCAGCAAGGUCAUUCCAAUUCUUUAUCCUUCUGAGAGAGAGAAACUGAAUUCCAUAGAGGUCACUGCCUGGGGGAUUCCGUUACAACCAAGGUCCCAUCUGCUUUCCCAGCUAAUUCAAGGUCCUUAGCAUUUAUUUGGUAAAAGAAGGGGUUUGCCCUCAGCUCAAAUUUGCCUUUUCACUGUUUGUAUUGUGGUUAAGUCUUGAGACCUCAGUCUGGGAUCUUUUGUGCUAGGCACUGUACAAACACAAGGAAAAGAUGGCCCAGUGAUCUUACAAGAUAAGAAAUAUUUGGAGUACCCACUCUUGUGCAGAUGCUCUGUGCUGGUUGGUUACCUGUCAGUCCAGACAUGGCUGCAUUUCACCAGAGCUAUGUGCAUAGAAGUUGCAAAGGGUUUAAGGAUCUUUUGGGCUCUAAAGGACUAUAUAACUGUAAGAUGCAUAUGUGUGUAUGCAUGCAAGUGUGAUGGGAUGUUCACCCCACACUCUCCCUGUAGGAGUUAAUGGAGGCCAGAUGGGCCAAUUAACCUAUUAGGUUGUAAGCUGGGAGAAUUAAGUCUGAGAGGAAAGCCCUAAUUAGGGGAAGCUCACCUGUGCAGGAACAAGUGGGGCUUCUAUAAAGCCAGAUAGCAGAGAGGGGCUGCAGGGAAGUAGUCUGUAGUCCCUCCUUGGGAGUAAGGAGGUGUGUUUGGUACUACAGAGGUAUGCAGAGUUACUCUGUGGAAGGAGGGUGGCAUUCUGUGGCUGGUAGACCCAGAGGAGGGGAGAACCAGAAGGACACCCCCAGAGAUACCUUGACAUCAUCAGAUGUCUCCCAUGUUGAGACAGAGUCUCUGCAUGUUAAAGACCAGGAGACACAAGCUGAUUUGGAGCGGCUCAGCAACCUGGAGGGGUCGGAGUAUUCAGACCAAGCUGGUAUAGCAUUAAAGGAGAUGCAGACAGGGUUUGAAUUUACUGUGCAGAUAGCUGAGUAUAAAGAUAACAAGAAGCAGCAGCAGCAUGAGAAGAUGGAUGCUUCCAGAGGUACCCCAACAUCAUCAUACUUCCCAGAUGAUAUGACAGAGGGCUUGGAUGGUAAGAGGCAAGCAGUCCAUCUGGAGAACAGGGCAAAGAGAGAAGCUGAUGCUUUGCAGCCAGAAGGAUUCAACAGCAUGGGUGAGAUCAGCAAUUUGGAGGAGUUGGAACAGCCAUGCGGCAGGCGCAUCACAGCCACUGAUCUCGAGCUGGAGAAGAUGAGGUGGGAUUCUGCACUAACCAGGCUGAAACACAAACAGGAAGACAAUGAAAAGCAACGGCAACAUGAGAAGACUAUGGAGCAGCUACGUCAACAGGCAACACCCAGAUCAUUUGGCCAAGGACUCUAUGACCUACUUCGGCCCCAGAACCAGUACACCUUGUUUCUAUACUGCUUCAUCUUUAUACACCUCAUUUACACAGUGAGGGAGCUGGCUUUCUAUUUUGUUAUAAAACACUACUUGUUUUGCUUUGCCGUUGUGCUCUAUUUCAUUUUCAAGAAGAUUUUCCAGGAUUACAAAAAUAAGAAAAAAUGUUGCUAAAGCAACAGCACAUUUGCUACAGCUGAAACAGAUGCUGAUCUGUCCUGACUUUUUCCCCACUUUUCCUGCUCCCCAUCUCCAUUAUCCCACCGGCGCUUCACCUAGCAUUUCCACUAUCAUUAUAUACACAAUGCUCUAACUUGUGCAAGUUUAACUUACUCCUUUUGAAUAUUGUAGCUGAAUAUCAUUGUUCAAUUACAUGUUCUUCCAUUAACAUAUUCAGCAUAAUUCUGUCACAUUCACCUAUACUAAUAAAGAUACAUGUAAUAGA